GGUAACAGGAAGGAAGGCGAUUCUGGGUUUACAGGUCAGGGCUAGCAGGCUCAGAUCAGCAAGUUGACACAGUUUCAGCCAAGUUUCAGCGUUGAGGUUGCGAGAUUGCUCACUGCUCACUAGAGCUUAUAGGCCUGUUGAGCGAAGAAGGUAUUGAAUAGCAGAAAAGAAGAGAAGGGCAAAGACUGUGUCACAUAAUCUGGGUUUAAAACUCGAUUUUUUUUUGUGGAAGAAUGAAUUGACUCGACAAGGAAGCCAAGUCAAAAGAGCCAUGGCUAUCUCUUCUUUACAAAUAGACAAAUAGUACUCUUUACUUGGAGCUCUUGAUUCUAUCAUACGAUGAGCAAGUUUUCUGCAGGGGAAGGUUCAUCCUUGAAAGCGAAAGCUGGACCCUCACAGCCAGCUGAAACUUCCUUUAAGCGCAAACGUGGAGUCUUCCAAAAAGAAUUGCAGCACAUGAUGUAUGGUUUUGGAGAUGAUCCCAAUCCUCUUCCGGAGAGUGUGGCUCUCAUGGAGGACAUAGUGGUUGAAUACAUCACCGAUUUGGUACAUAAAGCCCAAGAUACUGGAUCAAAUAGGGGAAAGCUAUCAGUGGAGGAUUUUCUCUACCUAAUCCGCAAGGAUGCUCCAAAACUUAACCGCUGUAAAGAAUUGCUGUCUAUGAAUGAAGAGCUAAAACAAGCAAGAAAGGCUUUUGAGACAGAUGAAGAGAACCUGAGGAAAGCUUUUGAGGCGGAUGAUGAUAAACUAGGAUCAACAGAAUGAUAUGAAGAGCAUAUUCUCAUUUCUAUGAUGUUUCGGUACUAAACGGUUUUAAUUUCAAUUUAAGGUUCCGAACAUUGAAAUAUUAAUCAAAAUUUAGUAAAAUGGUUUCAAUUUC
Messenger RNA from Argentina anserina (silverweed cinquefoil), 880 nucleotides. RefSeq names its product transcription initiation factor TFIID subunit 13-like. The coding region runs from base 340 to 765 and encodes 141 amino acids. The transcript has 9 exons. Gene Ontology annotation, molecular function: protein heterodimerization activity. Lineage: Eukaryota; Viridiplantae; Streptophyta; Magnoliopsida; Rosales; Rosaceae. Gene Ontology annotation, biological process: transcription by RNA polymerase II. The record is from RefSeq and is a predicted model, not a curated record.